AUGGCCAAGACAUAUCUUGAAGCGAGUCCCCUCGCUCAACCAAGUGUUGUCAUCGUUGACUAUGCCGAGUCUAUUGGGGGAAGCUGGGCCAGAGAGAGGCUAUAUCCAGGUUUGAAAACCAACAACGCCGUCGGUACAUACGAGUUCAGCGACUUUCCAUUAGACUUGAAGCAUUACGGUCUUAAGCCUGGUCAGCAUAUCCCUGGAGCAGUCGUUCAUCAAUAUCUCUCGGAUUUUGCAGAGCACUACGGCUUGAAUUCUCUCAUCCGUUACCAGACGAAAGUCGAUGCAGCCACACUGCAGGACGACAACACAUGGAUUAUUGAGUAUUCUUCAGUUGCGUCGCCAAAUGGUUCAGCAUCCAAGCCAACCGUUGGUCAAAUAAUGGCAUCCAAGCUAGUCAUCGCCACCGGCACUACAUCACAACCUUAUAUGCCUACAUUCCUUGGGCAAGAUAAGUUUAAAGGGAACUUGUUCCAUUCAAAGCAACUCAAGGCUCGAGCCCGAGACCUGGCUACUUCCCGCUCUGUCGUGGUGAUCGGUGGAAACAAAUCAGCAUGGGACGUUUGUUACACUGCCGCAAGCUCCGGAGCUCAAGCACAUAUGGUGAUGAGGCCUUCUGGAGGAGGUCCUAGCUGGGUAUGGCGUCCCAUACAAAUCGGCUCCUUCACUACAUCACUUUCACGCUUGAGUGUGACUCGUCUACUCACCUGCUUUGACCCGAGUCCAUUUGGGAGAGUUUACAAGGCACUACGAAAGUUACUCCACUGCACAACCCUUGGGCGCAUGGUCUGUUCGCUCUUCUGGGCCAGCCUCGACCGCCAUGUGCAGAAAACGAACGGAUAUCGAGAAGAUGCUCGGGUUGGAAUGCUUCAACCUUGGACUUCAACAUUUUGGAUGGGUAACUCGCUGAGCAUCCACAAUUACGAGACUAACUGGUUCGACCUUGUCAAGAGUGACCAGAUUGCGGCUCAACAUGCCGAUGUGGUUUCUUUGACAGAGACCACGGUACAUCUCUCGAAUGGGGAGAUACUUGAGGCCGACACAAUUGUGUGUUGCACCGGUUGGAUGUCUCUCCCGAGUAUAAAGUUCAGUCCACCAUGGGUUGCUUCAAAAAUUGGACUUCCUGGGGGCAGCGUCAAGAAUGGGCAACAUGAUUCUGAGCGACAAACGGGACUCGACGGACUACAGAAACAGGUUGAUGAACUUGAAGACAAACAAGGGCCAGGAACGAACAAUUCAUCUCUUGUGGCCAAUGUUCGCAAGCAUAUUAUGGAAUCAGUUCCAGAACUCAAGUCAAAACCUUUCAGAUUCAGGCACGAACUGGUUGUAAAAGGUGAACAAGUUGUCGAAAAGGGCAAUCCAAGAGAUAUUGGUCACUCCGUACAGGAGGAUAAUGCGCCUUACAGACUAUACCGCUUUAUCGUACCGCCACACGAAGAAUUCCUCAGAAUGCGCAACCUGGCUUUCAUCGGAGAACACCUAUCGAUUCAUGCCGUGAUGUUGGCACAGGCUCAAGCCUUGUGGAUUACAGCCUACUUCCAAGGCAAGUUACCAGCUCUGGAUGCUGAUUCUGUUCGCUACGAGACGUACUUGCACACAGAGUACGAACGUAUCAGAAGGCCGAAAGAGGCAGGAGGAUCAGGUGGACGUUUUCCCGAUCUCGUGUUUGACAGUCUUCCCUAUGUCGACUUGUUACUAGAGGACCUUGGCUUGCAGACGAUGAGAAAGCGGUCAUGGUGGAGGAAUAUGUUCGUGCCGUAUAACCUGCACGAUUACCAAGGGCUUGUCAAAGAGUUUCUAGGUCAGAAAGGAGGGAUGUGA
This is a messenger RNA of Capronia epimyces CBS 606.96, 1824 nucleotides long. RefSeq lists its product as uncharacterized. The coding region runs from base 1 to 1824 and encodes 607 amino acids. The record is from RefSeq and is a predicted model, not a curated record. The transcript has a single exon. NCBI's taxonomy places the organism in Eukaryota, Fungi, Ascomycota, Eurotiomycetes, Chaetothyriales, Herpotrichiellaceae. Gene Ontology annotation, molecular function: NADP binding; N,N-dimethylaniline monooxygenase activity; flavin adenine dinucleotide binding.